Messenger RNA from Populus trichocarpa (black cottonwood), 3981 nucleotides. RefSeq names its product kinesin-like protein KIN-7D, mitochondrial. Gene Ontology annotation, molecular function: microtubule motor activity; ATP binding; microtubule binding. NCBI's taxonomy places the organism in Eukaryota, Viridiplantae, Streptophyta, Magnoliopsida, Malpighiales, Salicaceae. Gene Ontology annotation, biological process: microtubule-based movement. The transcript is spliced from 25 exons. The record is from RefSeq and is a predicted model, not a curated record. Bases 397 to 3666 code for a protein of 1089 amino acids.
CCCCCCUCUCUCCCAAACUCACAGGUCACAGCAGUCUAUUAUAGAAAUCAAAAUCAACUCCUCUCUCUCCCCCUCUGCUCUGCAACUCUUUGUCUUCAAGUAGAAGAAACAGUUUCUCUCUGUUGCUUCUCUACUUUCACUCCUCUCUCCUCCUUCUUCACUUACUUAAAGUAUCAAAUCCAUUAAAAAAAAAGACCACUCACACAAUGUUACUCACUUUUUUUGCAGCAGAUACCAUGUGACCUUACCUACUCACCCUCUCUAUUUCCUCUCUCUCUCUCUACACUUCCUCCACCGAGUCAGCUUCCCCUCAAGGACUCACUGAGUCAACUCGACUCGACUCAACUCCAGUUAAACUGAACUGAACAUACAUUUUUAUUUUAUUUCCCUCCCGGAAUGGCGUCAUCUUCCAGAGCGAGAAGCAGCUCUCCAUUCUCGUAUCGAAAACCGUCAAGUCCUUACUCCUCAGCUUCUUCAACAACAUCUUAUAAUAACAGGCUAAUGCCACGUUCGUGCUCGACUUCUGCUUCUUCAUUUUUCGGUUCGCGAUCCGUGACGCCGAGUCGAGAUCGGUCUGAUUCAAUGCACUACGGCCUCUCAAAUGGCGUCGGUGCUUAUGGUGGUAGUCUGAAUCCGGUCGGGUUCGGGUCGGAGGAGUUGAUUGCUGAACCGAUUGAUCAACCGAGGAAUGGUGGUGAUAGUAUUUCGGUUACGAUUCGGUUUAGACCGUUGAGUGAAAGGGAGUUCCAGAGAGGAGAUGAAAUAGCAUGGUCCGCGGAUGGAGAUAAGAUUGUGAGGAACGAGUAUAAUCCAGCUACUGCUUAUGCAUUUGAUAAGGUGUUUGGACCGCACACAGCCUCUCAAGAGGUGUAUGAGGUUGCCGCAAAACCUGUGGUCAAGGCUGCAAUGGAAGGUGUUAAUGGAACUGUUUUUGCAUAUGGUGUUACUAGUAGUGGAAAGACACAUACUAUGCAUGGAGACCAAAAUUCUCCUGGUAUUAUACCACUUGCCAUAAAGGAUGUUUUCAGUAGCAUCCAAGAUACUCCAGGAAGAGAGUUCCUACUACGCGUGUCCUAUCUUGAAAUUUACAAUGAGGUGAUAAAUGACUUGCUUGACCCAACAGGUCAAAAUUUGCGUGUCAGGGAAGAUGCACAGGGCACCUAUGUUGAGGGUAUAAAGGAAGAAGUGGUUUUAUCUCCUGGGCAUGCACUUUCUUUCAUUGCUGCUGGAGAAGAGCAUCGCCAUGUUGGUUCAAAUAAUUUUAAUCUGUUCAGCAGCCGAAGUCACACCAUAUUCACUCUGAUGAUAGAAAGUAGUGCUCACGGAGAUGAAUACGACGGAGUGAUUUUCUCUCAACUUAAUCUGAUUGAUCUAGCUGGAUCUGAGAGUUCCAAAACUGAAACAACUGGAAUAAGGAGAAAGGAAGGAUCUUACAUAAACAAAAGUCUUCUAACUCUUGGAACUGUGAUUGGAAAGCUGAGCGAAGGAAGGGCAUCUCAUGUUCCAUAUCGAGAUUCCAAACUUACACGCCUUUUGCAGUCUUCGUUGAGUGGGCAUGGGCAUGUUUCACUUAUUUGUACCGUCACUCCUGCAUCAAGUAACAUGGAAGAAACUCAUAAUACAUUGAAGUUUGCUAGCAGGGCAAAGCGAGUUGAAAUAUAUGCUUCACGCAAUAAGAUUAUUGAUGAGAAAUCUUUGAUCAAGAAAUAUCAGAAAGAAAUCUCAAGCCUCAAGCAGGAACUUGAUCAAUUAAGACAUGGGAUGCUUGCUGGUGUUAGCCAUGAGGAGAUUCUGAGCUUAAGGCAAAAGUUGGAGGAAGGUCAGGUGAAGAUGCAAUCAAGGCUUGAGGAAGAAGAGGAAGCCAAGGCUGCUCUAAUGAGUAGGAUUCAGAGGCUAACUAAACUCAUACUUGUCUCUACAAAGAAUACGAUUCCUGGAUUGACUGAUGUUCCAGGUCACCAGCCGAGUCAUUCUGUUGGGGAGGAUGAUAAAUCGGAUGUUUUGCGAGAAGGUGCUUUACUUGCAGAAAAUGAGAAUCAAAAGGACUCUCCAUCUUCUGCUUCUUUGAUAGCAUCGGAUCUAACUUACGAAUUUAAACAUCGAAGAUCUUCCAGUAUGUGGAAUGAAGAACUCUCACCAGCUAGCAGUACUGUUACUGAAUCGACUCAAUCAUACGAACUUAUGGGUACUUCAAAACUGGCACCAGGUGGGAUGACCCAAGACCAGAUGGACCUUCUUGUGGAGCAGGUUAAGAUGCUUGCUGGAGAGAUUGCAUUCAGCACUAGUACCCUGAAGCGCCUGGUGGAGCAUUCUGUAAAUGAUCCUGAUAACUCAAAAACUCAAAUCCAGAACUUGGAGCGAGAGAUCUGGGAAAAGAAGAGGCAAAUGAGAGUCUUAGAACAGCGCAUUAUUGAGAGUGGUGAGGCAUCAAUUGCUAAUGCCUCAUUGGUUGAUAUGCAGCAGACAGUAAUGAGAUUGAUGACCCAAUGUAAUGAAAAGGCUUUUGAGCUGGAGAUAAAAUCAGCUGACAACCGUAUUCUCCAAGAACAGCUUCAGAAUAAGUGUUCCGAGAACAAAGAAUUGCAAGACAAGGUGACUCUCCUAGAGCAUCGGUUGGCUUCACUCUCUGGUGAUAAAGCAUCAGUAAACUCUGAACACAACAUGUCUGAAGAAUAUGUGGAUGAAUUGAAAAAGAAAGUUCAGUCCCAGGAGAUUGAGAACGAAAAGCUAAAGAUUGGACAGGUUCAGAUUUCAGAGGAGAAUAGUGGAUUGCGGGUGCAAAAUCAGAAAUUGUCCGAAGAAGCUUCUUAUGCAAAGGAACUGGCCUCUGCUGCUGCAGUUGAGCUGAAAAAUUUAGCUGGUGAAGUGACAAAGCUCUCAUUACAGAAUGCAAAAUUGGAAAAAGAAUUGCUGGCUGCUCGAGAAUCUGUGCAUUCUAGAGGUGCUGGCAUGCAAUCAGUUAAUGGAGUUAACCGCAAGUUUAAUGAUGGCAUAAGACAUGGGAGGAAGGGGCGGUUCUCUGGCAGAGGAAAUGAUUUUUCAGGAAUGCAUUCUGAUGACUUUGAGUCGUGGAAUCUUGAUCCAGAUGAUUUGAAAAGGGAACUGCAGGCAAGAAAACAACGCGAAGCGGCACUGGAGGCAGCCUUGGCUGAAAAGGAAUUCAUAGAAGAUGAAUACAGGAAAAAGUGUGAAGAGGCAAAAAAAAGGGAGGGGGCUCUGGAAAAUGACUUAGCAAACAUGUGGGUGCUUGUUGCGAAGUUAAAGAGAGAGGAUAGUGCUAUCUUUGGGAUGAAUGCUGAUGAAAGGCAUAGUGAUGGUAUAGAUCACACUAGUGAUCCUAAAACAAAUGGUGUUGAAGUUGAUCGUAAUAGCAUCCUGAAAGAGAGAGAAGAUUUGGAUGCAUCACAAGUUGAUGAAACUCCCAAGGAAGAGCCCCUAGUUGUUCGGUUGAAGGCGCGGAUACAAGAGAUGAAGGAAAAGGAGCUCAAACAACUGGGAAAUGGAGAUGCUAAUUCCCAUGUGUGCAAAGUAUGUUUUGAAUCACCAACAGCAGCAAUUCUUCUCCCCUGUCGACAUUUUUGCUUGUGUAAAUCUUGUUCGCUUGCAUGUUCUGAGUGUCCAAUUUGUCGCACAAAGAUUGCAGAUAGGCUUUUUGCAUUUACUUGACAUUGCAGCUUGCACCCUCCAAACGAAGGGCUUUGUGGAUGUUUACCUGUUCACUACAUCGGUGGAACGGUGGUACAAUUCUUUUAUUAGUUUACUGUAUGUAAUUGUCAAAAAGGUAUAUCAAUAUAUUGUUUCUGAAUCUCACCCCCUCUUUGGGGCUGUAAAAUAAGACUUGAUCAAAGGUAAACAAACAAUCCGUACAUUCAAGAUGUUGCGUUAUUUUUAAACAUGCAGCAGAAUGUUGUGGUUUAUAACGCUGUAUAGAAACAAUGUAUGCUUCCAUGAGAAAGUGUCCUUCCCUGUGUAUCUGAGCAA